Molecule: messenger RNA, 5565 nt
Organism: Boleophthalmus pectinirostris (great blue-spotted mudskipper)
Lineage: Eukaryota; Metazoa; Chordata; Actinopteri; Gobiiformes; Gobiidae
Product: SH2B adapter protein 3
Exons: 3
Coding region: 706-1128 (140 amino acids)
Biological process (GO): intracellular signal transduction
Cellular component (GO): plasma membrane
Molecular function (GO): transmembrane receptor protein tyrosine kinase adaptor activity
Source: RefSeq, a predicted model, not a curated record
AAAUGCACUCUAUUGACAUAUUUAUCGUAUCGUGUAUCAAGGUAUGUUUCAUAUCGGCAACUUCUUAAUGAUACACAGUACUCAUUUUGGUCUUAAAAUGUUUGUGUUAACUUAAUCUACGUAAUCCUGGAGUUUUGCUAUUUUGUCCAUAAAUCAGUUCCUAUUCCUGAUUUCACACUCGGCUCCAAAUUCGCCCCAAUAACUAUUUAACUAGAACCGAACGCUAUGGCUGACACAUAUUUAGCACAGACUGUAUAAAGAAGGGUUUUUUAUACAGUCUGUGCUAAAUAUGUAGGGUUUGUGUGUUAAACGUGUCAAUGAAACACACUUUUUGAUGAGGACACAGCAUUAUAACAUAGAUCAGAAAAUAAUGUAACAUAGGAUUUUUAAUACUACAAAUAACCUCAUGAUUGUUGUUUUCCAGCCCCCAUCACUUUCAGUGUACCAGAGCCUGUGCCCCAGAGAGCGGAGCACUUCCUGUUCUCGUUCCCCUGGUUCCACGGGCCAAUCUCCAGGGUGAAAGCCGCUCACCUGGUCCAGAGCUCCGGACCCGAGGGACAUGGGGUCUUCCUGGUCCGACAGAGCGAAACCAGAAGAGGGGACUACGUGCUCACGUUCAACUACCAGGGAAAAGCUAAGCACCUGCGUCUGUCUCUGACCGAGUGGGGGCAGUGCCGUGUGCAGCACUUGCGUUUCCCCUCCGUCAUGGAAAUGCUCAGUCACUUCCGCCUGUUCCCCAUCCCUCUGGAGUGUGGAGCCGCGGGGGCCGUGCUGUUGUCCAGUUAUGUGGUGGCCGGCUCCAGUCCUCCUGCACAAGGUCAGCUGCCGGCGUCCAUCCUGGCUCCCUUCUCGCUGCACCGCUGGAGUUCAGAGCCCAGUUUGGCCUCAGGGAGCAGUUGCGCGGGGAGACCUGUGCCGCAGCCAGAGCCCCCUCCCAGAGAAGUCCCAUCUCGUGCCCAUGCCCCCCUGCCCGCCCCUCCCCCCGCUGUGCCCCUGCGCCGCAGCGAGUCCAUGGGCCCGCGGCCUCUGUUCCCGCCCGCUGCCCCGCCCCAUAGACACUCAGACUACGAGCUGGAGCCGCUCCGAGGACGAAAGCGCGCCAUCGACAACCAGUACAUGUUACUAUGACCUCUGACCUCAGCGUGACCCUAACAUGAUAAAUACAACAUACAACAUACAACGCAGUGAGCCUCAUGAACUGUCUCUACGUGCAGCACGCACACAGUGUCCACAGUGAAUGUAAAUGUACUGACCACAUGGAGCCCCUCGUCUGCCCUGUGCAGAGACUCCGGCCCUGUGAUGAUAAGGAGGGGGUCCUCGGCGCUGAUGGGAUGUCCUGCCCUCCUGCGGUCAGUGGGCGGAGCCUGAGCUCUCUUGUCCUCUGCAGAUGUUGUACCAAAGCCUCUUUGUGAGAGUGAAGGACACUGGACAGACUCACGGUGCACUCUGCUCUGUGCACUUUACACUGUGUAGUUUCUAUUUACACUUUUCAUUUGUACAACACUCUUAGUUUAGACAAGAGUUUGAAACAUAGGAGUCCUGUUCACUCCUGGCAGAACGAUAAGGAGCCACAGUGGACACUCUGAUCAACAAAAGAUGAUCUGUCUUCUAUGUUUAUAAAGUUAGUUUUAUUUCUGUUCAAAUUUGUGCAAAGCUGUUUUUGAGACAGGAGAAACUUUCACAUGUUUCAUAGAUUUUAGAUGAAGCUGUGUUCAGAGUGGAGCAGACGCUGUGACAGUGUUUGCUCUGCCUUUGUCUCUAGGAGCAGCCCACUAACCCUUUACACUCCAAAACCACACAUUAUUGUAUAGUUUAAGUCAAAUUAUAUUUAUUUAUUAUGAAGAGUACAAAUUCACAAUUUUCUAUAUUACAAUGAUUCUUUGUCUGUCCAAAUCCAAGUCAAAGAGUGUUAAAAACUCCCUUUGUGCCUUAAUAAGAAUGAAAAAUAAUGUUCUUACAACUUUAGAAUUCUUAAAUGAAUCAGAUGUGUGGUUGGUGAGGGAGGCGAUUUGCUUUUAACCACUAACAAAGCUCUUCAGGAUACAGUAAACCCCAAGUGCCAGUGUGUUACAGCGAAGGUAUUUACAGUACAAACUUGUAUUUUGGUUUGUUCUAUUUAUUUGUAUUACAAUGACGAGACCUCACCAGCUCUCCUGCCUGAGCGGAUAUCAGGCAGACUACGAUGUCUAAAUAUCCUAGAUGUAACACACGGUUUCAUAUACAUCUAUAUUUUAUACACAAAUGGUAACAAAGCGACGACUGUCUACUCAUAGAAAUGUAGAAAUGCCUCUUAAGGUCCUAUAUUGUGCAAGAUUGUUGUGAGACAUGUUAAGAUGUUAAUGUUUCCUCAUCAAAAACAAACCUAGAGUUGUGUUUUGUUUCAUUUACACAUUUUGGAGUAAUCCUGCAAAUCCUCCAAAGCUCAAAAUGCUCUGCUCCACCUUAUGAUGUCAUGAAGCAGUAGCAGAAAUUAUCCAAAUUAUUCUAGUGAAGGUGCAUGGAGUUUAAAAACACAGUGGAGCACUUCCUGUAUUAUGACAUGACACCCCAAGAACAGACCUUUCUCAAUUUGAGAGAAGAACUCGGCGUAAAUUUGCAGGAUUUGUGUGUUAAAUGUGUGAAUGAAACAAAACACAACUCCAGGUCUGUUUGUGAUGAGGAAACAUUAUAACAGUGAUCAGAAAACAGCGUAAUAUGGGCCCUUUAAUAUAAAACUCAAUCACCCCUUUAACACGAUUCUAACUCCAGCUCCUUUUUUACAAUCACAGCAUUAACACGUUUCCUAAACCAAAAUAUGUCUUUGGUAGCUUUACAUUUUUGAUAAAUAUGGAUUAUCUAUAUUUUUAUGAAUGAAACUUUACCAGCUCAUUAUUGGAGGUAGUGCCUUAAAGAUUAUUAUUGCUCAGGUGAGUUAAUUUCAGAAUAGUGGUGUUUACACUUUGGGACUGGCCCUUUCUGAUCCCCCUUGUGGCCGAUCAAAGCCAGUGCGUUUUUAAACAUAAAUCCCAUUGUGUUUACAACAUAUGAACAGAGGUGGGUAACCAAAAUUUGUAUUUAAGUAAGAAUACUAUAAAGCUGCACUAUGUAACUUUUCUAGUGGGGGUGACGCACUGCCAGGCCAAGUUAUUCAUGGAUUUCAAGCUGUGGCAAACAUCCUCUGUGGUCGUAGCAAUUGUUUGAAUGGGGAAAACUCUUCUAUACGUCUUACAAAGUCCUUCAAAUCAGAAAAGAGUUGUUUAUCUGAAUCCAUGCUUAAGUCAGAUCUGUGGAGAGGCAAGCCUGCACAUAGUAAACAUGCAUGUUUUUCGAGCUAUUUUUAACUAAAAUAUUAAUUAGCUCAAAUAUAACCAAUUUCUGCCCACCUCUGCAAAUAGAACUGUCUAAACGUGUUCACAUAACACUUUAAAAUAAAAUAUAGGCUAUUCAUAAAAUAUAAUAACUUGCUGGGCUACAUAAAUACAUUAUUUAAAGGUGCACUGUGUAACUUUUCUGGUGGAGGCUCCGUCACGUUCUUCUACUUCUAUGGAUAUGUCAUUGCUUUGCUUGAAAUGUUCCACAAUAUGACAUGACCUUGCAUUUUGAAAUUACAGGUGGUUUUAUAGCUCAAAAAGACUUUGAAAAACACAUUUGGACUGUGAGCGGGGUCGCCUAUCCACAGAUCUGAGCUGUAACUUGGUCUGGUUUGGUCUCCAUGAAGAUAGAAAGGUUUAAUGUCACACUAUGAAACUGUGAAAUUCCUGACAAAGCAAUAAGAUCUCCGUGGAGAAAAGCGUUUGACGGAGCCUCAACCAGAAAAGUUACACAAUGCACCUUUAGGUUCUCCAUGGGAAAUAAGUGCUUUGUCUAAUCUGUCCGACUUUUGCUUUAACACUAACUUCAGCAGUGAUCAAAACCUCCUCUCGUCUGCUUUGCAGUUGUAUCGUAGACUUCAGUAGUUUCGUAGUUCCUGAAUAGGUCCAUGUGAAAAAUUCUUAUAGCACAAAAGCUGAGCUCCAUCGACCAAAGGAACAAUGGUUGAGUCCUUUUAUGUUUUGUUUAUUUUUGGAUUGCAAACAAAACUGCGAGGGUUUUAAAAGGGGUCAGAAAUCAAAGACGUGUUUGGUAAGUACGGUUGGUCUUCCUGUCAUUUCGUGCCCCAGUUUCACUCCAAUGUUCAAGCUUUUUUGUAUUAUUUAUGUGGGAAAGCAACGGUAACAAUUAUAGUGUUUAAUAUAAUAUCUUUUUUAAACGAAAAUGACUGUUUUUAGCCAUGUAGCUGCUGUUGCUUUUUCCCCCUUUUUGUUUUCGAAAACUCAGGGUGUGAAUGUGGUGCUGAACUUGUGUAGUGCAAUAUGUGAGGGACGCCCAGUGCUUCACACCUUUAUGAAUGCCUCUGAAUGGAAGUGUAAGAAUUCAAUGUGUUAAGCUGUAUUAUGUAACUUUUCUAGUAGAGGGUUUGCCAUGUGCUUGUCUCUGUCUCACGUGAAAUGUUCCACAGUAUGGCCUUUCACGGGGUGCAGGUUUAAGGAUUUCUGAUUUGACGGAUCUGGCACGGCCCUCUGUUGUUUAUAAUAAAGCAAUUCAAAUCAAAUUCCAACUUUUGAGUGGGGAAAUGUCCUCACCAAAUCAUUAACGACUUAAUUAACUUAAAUAAGACAAUACAAUCGAUGUUUUUACCUUGUGGGCACCUUGUAAAUCUAGUGUAUUAUCUUAACAAAACACAAAAAUGACUUUAAGUGAACUUUAAAUCAUGUUAUAAUGCUGUUAGCUCAUCAAAAAUAUAGCUGGAGUUGUUGAGUUUGAGUAAUCCUGCAUUAUUAGUCUGUCUACAUCUCCAAAGCUCAAAAUGCUCUGGUCCACCUUGUGAUGUCACAUAGUGGUAGAUUUCAAGCUACAUUUUACCUUUCGUUCAGUCGAAAUCAGAAAUUCCAUUUGGCUGAUAGUAUCCAAAUGAUUCUAGUGAAGUUUAAAAACACAAUGGAGCAGAGAUUUCAGUUUGAGAGAAGAACCUAAAUGUGUAGGGUUUGUGUGUUAAAUGUGUGUGAAUGAAACAAAACUCAAGUAUGUUUUUACUGAGGAAACAACAUUAUAACUUAGCUCCGAAAAUAGAAUAUGUGCCCUUUAAUAGCAAAAAAAAAAAACGUGCCUCUCCACAGAUCUGACUCACAAAUUAUAGAGAUAAAUUUGCCAAAAAUGUAGGCAAAUCAAUAACAUCUCCAUGGAGAUAACUUAGUGGCAGACCCUUCUCUUGAAAAGUUGCACAGUGCAUCUUUAAAACAAAAAAAUGUCUCUUCAAUUUAUCACAUAAAAAAACUGCCUGUCUUGUCUUACCACAGCUUUAUUUCUUCUUGUUUGUUGAAAAGUCUAGUUGAUAAAUGUACAAUGUUCACAAUACUGUCCAUUCUGUUAACCCUGCACUGUAAAAAAAAACAAUACAAUAUUCCCCUGAACUGCCAAGGAAAAUCACAAGUGCUUUACACACCUCUCUGUGCUUGCAUCCCUUUCAGUUACAAGCAUUUUAAAUUAUACUAAAUAUAUAUUAACUGUAUAUUUUACUUUUUGUAAAAUAAACCUAACCAAAAACAA